Messenger RNA from Amoebophrya sp. A120, 8927 nucleotides. NCBI's taxonomy places the organism in Eukaryota, Dinophyceae, Syndiniales, Amoebophryaceae. The record is from the annotation of a GenBank genome assembly.
AGCGACAUUUUUUCUGGCCUGCGGGUCAAUGAACCUAUGCUUCGGUAUGACUUCUAUUUCCUGCUUGCAAUCAUGUUCAUGGUCACAUUCGCAGUCACAUUCAUUAGAUGAGGCGUCCUCUACUACCUUUGCGCAUGAUUUUUCGUGGUUCUCCUUUACUCUAAACAAUGAACCAAGAUGGCACAACAUGCGGAAGAUAGGAUGAGCGUACCCUCGGCGCCGUCUCCACGACUGCACGGGGCUAGAAGAGUCAGAUAGCACCCGGUCGUGCUGGAGCGUAUUACCAAGUACAAUACGGAGUGUAAAAAUGUCUGGGUCUGGAAGAAUGCAUGUUUGUCAUGCUUAUCUGGCAUGACUCUCAAAUCUGUCAUGCACGUUACCCAAGAGCGCCAUUUUUCUGUCAUUCAGAAACGCAGUGUGUCAUGCGGAAUAGACAGCACCUAGAAGCUCAGAAUCUUGUCAUGCUGAGCCAGCACUUGUGGCCUCCUCAUGGUACGCCCCCCAGCAUCACAAGUUUCCAGACCCAGACAUAUUUGCACUUGAUAUACAACCAGCGGCGCGGCUCCCGUCUGCAGGAGAGUCAGUCGUCUUAGGACCGACGUCAGCGCCACGAUUAAGAUUACAUCUGCAUCCACAGUAAUAUCAGCGCGGCGUCGUAUAGAAGUAGCGUGCAGAUUUUUGCUAUAGGACAAACAUCGGUGUGCGUGUGCGACCACCUCACAAGGAGCGGAUAGGCACAACAUCACGCACAGCGACCUCCUGCUCUAAGAACGGGCACAAAAAAAACACAGCACCACAGCCAGACCACAUCAUGUCUUCUCCAGCAGCUUUCACCUGUGCGGCCUCGCUGUGGUGCGCCGCCGUGGCGUCCAUUGCGUACGGACAGUAUGAGUUGACCACCGCUGUAGUAGUCAUCGUGCUCUCCAGUCUGGCCGCGAAGGCCGUGCUGAACGACCGCAAAAACCGGGACCCGAAAAACCGGAAAGAUGAGCGGCCGCUGCCGGAGCAGAUCUUCACCUUUAUCACCUACGACAUGUAUGCAUUGCAAACGGAACAUGUCUGGGUCUGGAUAAUUUGUGAUGCGAGAAUUGUAGGACAAGAAGAUCUCUGAUGCAACAUGAAUGCGAUUUUUGGUUGACUUUUUCUUCGUGCUGGAACGCAGUUUCUCAUGCGUUUCAUGAAUGACUCUGCAAUAAACGGUAUCCGGGUAGACCAGGGCCCCUGCUCAGACCAGGGCCCCCAGGACCAGGGCCCCCAGGACCAGGGCCCCCAGGACCAGGGCCCCCAGGACCAGGGCCCCCAGGACCAGGGCCCCCAGGACCAGGGCCCCCAGGACCAGGGCCCCCAGGACCACGGCCCCCAGGACCAGGGCCCCUACGGACUGGGGCCCCUACGGACUGAACGGCGUCCCGGAAUCGGGUACACGGCGAGGCGCGGCCGGAACCGGAGUUGUCUGCCAGCGUAUCUGGGCCACCAAGUAUGCAUGUCAUGUAAGUCCUAGCAUCGGGCCAGGAGGUGGAAGAAGGCAGGCCACACGUAAUAUGUGACGCAGUCUGCUGACUACCCAGAGCAUCUCUUUCGCUUUCUAUAUUCCUCGACACGCGUCACAAGUUCUUAGUAGUGCAGACCCAGAUCUAUUUACAAUGCCACGGGCGCCGUUUGUAUUCGAAAUGUUGCCCAGCAAAAGCACUGCUUGAGUGGACAGGGAUGCAGCUGGCUCAAAGUGGUGCUAACGAGAGACAUCUCAAAUUGUCACCAUGAAAGUCGAGCUGUGCUUUUUUUGUACGUAGAGGGACGCCCCAACUCUUCCAGAUCCAGACGCCGGCACACCAGAUUCCGGGACGCCAGAUUCUGAGACACGACUGGGGUCCCAGUCCGUAGGGGCCCCAGUCCGUAGGGGCCCCAGCCCCUAGGGGCCCUGGUCCUAGGGGCCCUGGCCCUGGGGGCCCGGGUCCUGGGGGCCCUGGUCCUGGGGGCCCUGGUCCCAGGGGCCCUGGUCUACACCUUUACCGCAAUAAACCUCGAAAAGUUUCUGAUGCUGUCAUGUUGUUCAAGCGGCCAGGCUGCAAUGCGAGCAUCAGCAACACAAAUUUCCUGACAUCCAGGGAUAUUUGCAAUGCAUAACAGGAAUGGCCUGCUGAUGUUUUCCGGCACCGCGGUUUUCCUCGCCUUCGCAAUAUCCUGUGCAAGAAAAGUAUCUGAUACUCGUAUUGCAGUCAGGCAUUACAAGUCUUUUUCUUAAGGUAAAUCCGCAUUACAAAUUUUAUUUCUCAUGCUGAGGAAAUUUGCAAUGCAUUUAUACGAGUGCGAUACAGAGACUUUUGCAGUUCAUACGCUAACUUUGUCACCAAUUAUUUCGUGAUUUUCUUCUGGUUUGCCGCCGUAAAGGAGGUCGUGACCAUACAGGGGGAAGGGGAGGGAAGAACCGGAGGAGGUGCAGGAGUAGGAGAAGAUAUUACCGCUGACGGCUUGCUGGACAGUGUCAAAGCUGGGGUGCAAUACGACAACUUUCUGGCGGAUAUUUUCAGGAUACCGCUGACGAACACCGGACUCUGUGUGGGCGGCCUGUAUGUUGCUGUUUUUCUUCAGGCUACUUUACCUUUCGGUUCAGUAUCUACUUUGUUUUUAGCCACACGGCCAAGUACACAAUACAUUUGAAACAGCUCGUGCUGGUGGACACAUGUUGACUAGUACACAAUAAUCAAACUGGGGGAAAUAAAUAACACGUAUUUACUAGAAAUCAAAUAAAAUUUAGGUAUAACUUUCUGUGGUUUCUUUCCCUGUGGUCCCACUGGGCUGCGGCCACAACCGAUCCGGGAUUUAUCGGCAAAGGCGAGUUCGAAGUGGCAGAAAACCACGAUCCGAGGUUUUGCAAGGUCUGCCAGCAAGACAAACCCGACCGGGCGCACCACUGCAAAGUGUGUUGCAGGUACAGUGUUGAUAUGGCUACUUAAUAGAGCAGAAGUUUUCAUUUCAAAGGGUUGAAUAAUAUUGUUCCUUGAUUGAAAAUUGAAUUUUUAGCACUGCUGCUGCUAGAUGACUUUCAUGCGGCACAACUGUAUUACCUAGCGUACUACAGUGGAUAUGGCCAACGAAGGAUGAAUCCCGAGCCUGAAGAUGCUGUUUCUAAAUUUUUUGCUUUUAUUCCCACUCGACCAGGUGUAUCUUCCGUAUGGACCACCAUUGCCCGUGGGUAAAUAAUUGCGUCGGCUGGAACAACCAAAGACUCUUUGUGCAGUUUCUGUUUUACAUCACCAGUCUCUCCGUUUACACGUUGCUGCUGCUCGCCUACGUCCUCUACGCCUACUCUAUGCUCCCCCGCGAUAUCCCCUGGAGCAAUUUCGCAGUGUUGUGCGGGGUGCUGCUGUGUGCGGAGUCCUUUUUUUUCCUCUUCUUCGUCGCGGUAUUGUUUUUUGAACGAUUAUUUUUUGAUUUUGACGCAGCUCUUCAUCUUAUUUUCGAAUCCAUAAGGCUUUUACUUUUUUUACUUAUCACACGCAAACGUGGUACAGUACUCCGUGGAAAAUGAAUUCUUCGCAUGUUUUGUGAUCAUCUAUGCACAAAAUUAUCACAGAAAAGAAUCACACAGCACAUACUAUACAGGACUUCCUUUCCGAGCAGAUAGAGGUAUCAACUGUAAAAAUGUCUGGGUCUGGAAGAAUUCAUGUUUGUCAUGCUUGUCUGGCAUGACUCUUAAAUCUGUCAUGCACGUUACCCAAGAGCUCCAUUUUUCUGUGAUGCAGAAGCGCAGUUUGUCAUGCAGAAUAGGCAACACUUAGGAGCUCAGAAACUUGUCAUGCUGAGCCAGCAUCUGUAGCCUCAUCAUGAGACGCCACUCAGCGUCACAAGUUUCCAAACCCAGACAUUUUUACUUUUGAUAAGAGGGCAUCGAAACCAACUCCACGCUCGUGGAAACCUACCAGGCGAAUAUCCUGUGCAAAAGUAUCGUACUCGUAUAAAUGCAUUACAAAUUGACUUAGCAUUACAAAUUGAAUUUGUAAUGCGGAUUUGCCUUAACAAAAAGAUUUGUAAUGCAUAAACGCAAUGAGGACGAGUGCGAUACUUUUGCACAGGAUAGCGAAGCGCGGACGACAAUUUCCCACUCGGUUUGACAAGUGGGCGGAGGUGUUCGGAAAGCGGUGGUAUUUGUGGUGGGUACCCUACAGCAACCCGAACCCGGUCGAUCUCUUCGAGCCGGUAUACACGGAAGUGGACCGGCAUACGGAAGAUAAUGAUAUCACACAGAUGAUGAAAAAGGCUAGCGUGCGCAUUUGUAAUCAUGCUCAAAUGUUGAGUACACAACCACAAUAAAGCAAAUCAUCUGUCUUGCACUUGCAUACCUGAAACAGCAUGCUAUGGGUUGUAGCUCGCCCAUGACAGACACAGAUUUUAUUCCUGUCUUAUAGUUGAUUUUCGCACGAUGACAAAUGUGACUCGCGAGCAGCUGUUUUGUCUGGGAUAAAUGAAAUAGUUGAACUAGACGAGAAGUAGACCACCCCCCGACGAGAUGGAGGACCCAAUAGUCCUCACAAGAUUUGCAGCCGCCGCCGUACUGCUUUUCUACUUUCAGGUGUCGUUUGGGAACUACGAGCCUAGUUUGCUUGUUGUGUAAAAGAACAAUCUGCCAACUCUCCUCGAUGCCCCGCUGCGAUUGAAUUUUUUCAAUUGGCGGUCGCAUCUACUCCGAGAGGGGGCUCGCAGUCUUGUAGUGUAUUCCUUGUUUAUUCCCUCGUGGUUAAUCGUGUCUUGCAGUCGGAGACAAGGAAGGUGCAAACGAGAAUGACAACCACGAGGACAUGUUGUUUUGCGGGCCAGAAGUAGCAGUAGUUAGUACUCAUUCUCUUGAUUGAAGUACAAGCCAGGAGGUGGUAGUAGCACCAGGGGAAGCUGCUGCACGACGGUCAUCGAAUAUAUAAGUCGUCUGAGCUGUGGUCAUCAGCGGUCGUAGCAAAUAUCGUCUCGGUUCUUUUUUUUUUCCCUGCAUCUCGCAAGGCGGCAGCGACCCCGACGAAAUUGGUGUGCAGGGGAUACGGAUUGCAAAUGCACUUACUAUCGCGCUAGUAGUCAUGAUCGCAUCUUCACAAAGUUGCUCAGCCUGAUGAGAUUUGAAAUUCGUACUGCGGAUGAAAAUUUACCUUGAGGGGAACGAGAUUUGCAGUGCAUAAUUGAUGCGAUUUCUCGUGCUACGAAUGCGGUAUUAAUACUUUUGCAAUGCAUCAAGGACGGAUGAAAGCGAGUCCGGGAGCGAGGAAGAAGAUGAGGAGGAGACGGUGUCGGACCAGCUCUCGGAGUAUCGGAGAUGAAAGCACCACGACCUUCUGUCCUCAAUUUGUAAUGCGCAUCUGUUUCGAUUCGUGGUAACGGUAAGGUAAGCAGGCUAAGCUUGUCUGUGAUAGUACAUGACAAAUUGAUGGCGCUCUUGAUCUAUUCUUGGUGCUUUUCUCAAGGAUACUAUCUCCAACGACGAUCAGAAGGACGGAGCCGCCCGCGGAGCCGGCCGCGGCACAAAAGAGCGAAAAAAUGGCAGCAAAAACGGAAGCAAAGACUCGACGGGAAACAAGAAAAUAAACAAUGGCGGCACGUCGACCUCUGGCCCUGGCUCUGCUCCGAAUUCCUCUUCGCAACCGUCAUCUGGUAGCACCGUCCCGAAGCAGGACCAUAUCAAAGGAAAUAAGAACAACGCCGGCACAGGCAGCGCCGGUGGGAGAACAAAUAGUAGCACCGCUUCUAGCACGGCAACGGCAACUACUGCACAAACGAAGCCGACCGCAACGUCAGGAGGUUCAUCGACAUCCGGCGCUCGGCCUCCGAAGUCAAAAACCGGCAGUCCUGUGGCCGCAAAUGGUGUACAACCAGCACCAGCAAACAAGACCACGACAGGAGGUAUCCCACGAAAAAAGUGUUACAGGUACACAUUUGUUGUAGCUUCAGCAUCACAAGUUUUCUCUGCAGGACAGAGAAAACUUGCAAUGCAAAGAUCAUAAGGGAAAGCAGGAAGGAAACGAGGCUCCAAAGCAUUUCCUGCAUGAGAAAGGUUGUCUGUGUUGCCGGUCUUGCAACGCAAUGUGCUGGAACUGUAACACUUUUUUCUUUCCAUAGGUGUAGAGACGAGCCGAAAAGUCUCCUUUGACCAGGAUGCCAAGGACAGCGACGGAUCGGGGUUAUCCUGUGCAAAAGUAUCGUACUCGCAUUGCAAUCAUGCAUUACAAAUCUUUUUCUUAAGGUAAAUCCGCACUACAAAUUUUAUCUCUCAUGCUGAGAAAAUUUGUAAUGCAUUUACUUAUACGAGUACGAUACCUUAUUUGCAGUUCAUAGGGGUCCUCUCCGGGCGAUGGGGACAGUGAGACCGACGAGGAGGACUAUCGCAGAGAAAAAGUGCAGCUGUGUAUAGGAAUUUUAAACUUCGAAUGGUGGACGUGGAAAUCAAAUAUAAGGUGUGGAAGAACAGCUCCAAGUUACACGGUCUUGCCGUUUUUUACUUUUUCUUGUUGAAAAUGCAACAAGCGGGCAUCACCAUCAUCUCGUCCUCGCCUUGCUUUUAGGAUGAAGGCGCAUGAUGGGAAAUUUUCUUGAAUGUUAUGCAUACUACUAGCGCACAACUUGUCAUGCAGAUGAACCUCCUGCACAGGAAUGAGUCGACACCGAGUCGUCACAUGGACCAAAGAGCUGCACUACUUUUUCCCUACGAUAUGAAAGUCCAAGUCGACUCCAAGAAGAACGACAAUAACGCCAGUUUUGACCCUAAUGGGCUCGAAAAACUGCUUAUCAAAUGCAAAAAUGUCUGGGUCUGGAAGAAUGCGCGAUCUGUCAUGCUGCUUUUCCAUGAUCCAUGAGGUCUGGAAUGCAGGACCUAGCAUGACAGAUUCCGCGAGUCUUUUCUAAUGCCUAUCCUGCGUGAGAAACUCCCUCCCGACUUGUGCAAAACUGGACGACUUUUGGUAAUCAUGCAACACAGAUUUUUGCAUGCUGCAGAUUUAGCAUGACAAGUUGCAAUGUUCCAGACCCAGACACUUUUACAUUUGAUAGUGCUGCAGAAGGCCAGUUUUGUGCAAAAGCCGAACGAGUACGAAAAAGUGCACGAGAAGACGAAAAAGCUACGAAGUUGCAACUAUGUCUGGGAGGUCUGGAAAAGCGGAAUCUGUAUUGCGUGCUGUGCUAGACUGCUGCAGAAGAUGAAUCUGUAUUGCAUGUUGAGCAACAGAAGCUGCGACCCCUGUUUUGUCAUGCAAAAGCACAGUUGCUAUUUUUAAUGCGCGCUCCUGCGAAUCUGUCCUCAGAGUCAGAAUUUGAAUUUGUCACGCUGGUGGACUCAACUCAGGAGUAUGCUCAAGCAUCGCCACUCAGCAUUACAAAUUUCCAGACCCAGACACACAUUUGCAUUGCAUAAAAACUCUUGGCCAACAAGACCCUGCGGAACAAGUACGUAUGAACUGCAAAAGUAAAUCGUAUUCGUAGUUGUUGCAACCAUGCAUUACAAAUUUUUUUGUUAAGGUAAAUCCGCAGUACAAAUUUUAUUUCUCAUGCUGAGGAAAUUUGUAACGGUAAUUCGCAUGCAUUUAUACGAGUGUGAUACUUUAAAAACUUUUGCCAUUCAUAGUGCGGGUCAAAUUACAAAACGCCCGAGCAGCAGCAGGCGCCACCCGCAACGGCGGGCGCGAGUGGUGGCGGAGCCACGAGUACCAUGAAUGAAAACGGCGACUAUGUGUGGUCGAACGCCACAAAAGGCACGGGAAAAGCCACCGCGAGCGAGGCCGACGCCGCGCGGAAACGGAAAAAGGAGAAAGACGAAAAGCUGGGGCCGAAAGCGAGGCGAGAACAAAGUAAGGAAGCUUUAAAAGAGAAGCUGCGGCAGAAAUUGGAAGCGAAAAAACAGGGCAUCGCGUAGAAGCACCACCGCUCGCGGUCGUUUGGAGGUUUUCUUUUUUCCGUGAAAAGUAUUCCUGCUUUGAUCUUUACUACGAACAGGGGGAGCUGCGAGCACCUAGAUGUUGCCACGAGGUUCUUGGCCGCCCCGAGGCUGACGUUAUUUUUACUGAACAAGAAGCUGUGCGCAAAAUAUUUUUAGAAUGUCAGCCGGCAUCGGAACUGGUGCUCCUGAAUUUUUUUAACUAGCUGCACCAUUCUCUGGAUCUGAUUCAUUCAUCACUUUUUUGGUGUUUGCCGCUUUAUACUCUAAUCACCAUAUGGGAAGCAAGAAAUCUACAUAACAAAAGAUUUUAACCUUGUUGAUCUUGAUGUUUAUUUACGCCGCGUUCCUUCAUGUGGGUGACUAUCUACAGCUAUUCGUAUUCUGGAAGUCAAACAUCUUCACUGCAGCGACAGAACAGGCUGUUCCGGGAUCAUAUAUAACGUAGUACUUACAACAAAUAGAAAUACUACAUCAGCGACAAAUUUCUAAGAAAGCCAAAGCAGCUCCUUCUAGAAUUCGAAACCUGGUCUUCGUCAGCGCAACUCGCAUGAUGUAGUUGGUGACUGAAGCUGUUUAUCAAAUGUAAAAAUGUCUGGGUCUGGAAACUUGUGAUGCUGGGCGGCGUCUCAUGAUGAGGCCACACAUGCUGGCUCAGCAUGACAAGUUUCUGAGCUUCUAGGUGUUGCCUAUUCUGCAUGACAAGCUGCGUUCUUGCAUCACAGAAAAACGGAGCUCUUGGGUAACGUGCAUGACAGAUUCAAGAGUCUUGCCAGACAAGCAUGACAAACAUGCAUUCUUCCCGACCCAGACAUUUUUACAUUUGAUACUGUUGUAUUAGUUGGGCCGGUCCUCGUCCUACUUCUACGUGGAUGCUGUCCGGGCGGUCGUGUUCGUGAUCAUCUUCUUCCUUGUCAAGGAAGCGAAGCUGAGGACAUCUUGCAAUCCCAUCACCACCGUGGGGGAGCUGCUGCUGUCGAUACAUAUUUCAUUUAUAUACGCUUUUUGAGCUGCUGCUGUC